AUGUCGCUCGAAGUUUUCCAUCUGGGCCUGUCUCAAUCCGAGAGGAUUGUGUGGUUGUUGGAGGAGCUGCAAGUCCCCUACAAACUGAACAUCUAUGAGAGAGAUCCCAAGUCUGGACUGGCGCCACAAGGCUUGAAGGAUGUUAACCCCGCUGGCACCGCGCCCUACUUCCGCGACAGCACCGUCUCACCGCCAGUCGAAAUCUCGGAAUCGGGCGCCACAGUCGAGUACAUCCUGACUGUGCAUGGCCAGCCCAAGAUCGGCUCCGGCGCGCCCAGACUGAGCCGAUCCCCCGACGACAAGGACUAUGCGGCUUACCUCGAGUGGUUCCAUUUCGCCAACGGCUCCCUCCAGGCUGCGAUCGGUCGCGGCAUGACCCUCCUGUUCGCUGGCGCAUACAACACGCCCUUCGGACAGCGAUGUGACCAGAAGAUCCAAGCCAGCCUGAAGUUGAUGGAUGACCGGUUGGCGAACAACAAGUGGUUGGCGGGCGAGAACCUUAGCGCUGCGGACAUCAUGACGGUCUUCAGUAUCACAACCAUGCGUGGUUUCUACCCUGUGCUGGACCUGUCACCGUACAAAAACAUUCUUAGGUACCUGAAGGAUGUUGCCGAGCGUCCUGCCUACCGCAAGGCUUUGGAGAAGGGCGACAAGGGCAUGGAGCCGAUGAUUGGUCCCAAGGCCAAGCCUUUCAUGCAAUUCGAAUCCUUCAGCGCAUUCUUCAAGGACUUGCAAUAG
Molecule: messenger RNA, 738 nt
Organism: Colletotrichum chrysophilum
Lineage: Eukaryota; Fungi; Ascomycota; Sordariomycetes; Glomerellales; Glomerellaceae
Exons: 3
Coding region: 1-738 (245 amino acids)
Source: RefSeq, a predicted model, not a curated record